This is a messenger RNA of Oldenlandia corymbosa var. corymbosa, 2784 nucleotides long. The record is from the annotation of a GenBank genome assembly. NCBI's taxonomy places the organism in Eukaryota, Viridiplantae, Streptophyta, Magnoliopsida, Gentianales, Rubiaceae.
ACGGGGAAAGUCCAAUCCUUUAAAUCUCUGUCUCAAUCGAAUUUUAAAAAACAAUCAAUCUGAUUUCUUUACUGAUUUACUCCCCUUAAUAACCCUUAUAAAAGGAAGGAAAAAGAAUUUGUAUUUCUCAUUUUUUAUUGUCAGAAUCUAAUCGGGGGACAAAGUGGAGGGAGCCAUGGGACUUAACGGACCCGGUGAUUUUCUAAGUAUUCACCCAACAGAACUCAAAUUUCCUUUUGAACUGAGGAAGCAGAGUUCUUGUUCUAUGCAACUGACCAAUAGGACUGAUCAAUAUGUUGCAUUCAAGGUUAAAACUACCAACCCGCGGAAGUAUAGUGUUCGUCCAAAUUCUGGUGUUAUUCAGCCUGGUUCCGUAACUAAUGUUACAGUUAAUAUGCAGGCGCUUAAAGAAAUGCCUGCUGAUAUGCAGUGUAAAGACAAAUUCUUGGUUCAAAGUGUUAUUGUUCCUGGUGGCUCAACAGUUAAGGACUUGAAUCAGCAAACGUUUGAAAAAGAGGAUGGGAAGGUCGUUGGGGAGUUUAAAUUGAGGGUUGCUUAUAUUCCAGCAAAUCCCCCUUCCCCCGUCCCUGAAGAACCCGAAGAGGAAAAUUCACCUAGGUCAUCCACUGUUGAGGAUGCAGUUAGAAGUUCUUCUGAAGCUAUUGCAAGGUCUUUGGAAGAGUAUAUAGGCAGAGGGACAUCUGAGGAGGUAAGACCCCUAUUUCUUUUAGAUGCAAACUCACACAUAAAAGUAUACUUGAAACUAUGUAACUUUGAUGAUCUUGAUGCAUUAGAACUCACAGUAGAAGUGGCAGUUUGUUGCUUGUUGUCUUUACAUAACUUUUCAUUGAAAUAUGUGUGCAAUUGAAAUUCUCAACUCAUGUCUGCGUUUGGCAGACGCUAAAAUUUUAUAAGUUUAGCAUGAGAAGCAUUUUGAUAAAACAAUUGCAGUUAGGUAUUACCUUUUUGUUGAUGCGUCUGCUGAAAUUUACUUUGGGAUUUGUGUUUAUCCCAGCAAAUUAUCCUAUUUUGUAUUCAUCUCAUUCUAUUCCGUUUCAUCCAAUAUUUUUACCUGCAAUUGAAAUGCUGAUCUGCUAAUUUAAUUGGUCUAGCUUUAGGUGUUCUUGUGAAUAGUUCUGUAUUUGCGAUUGUUUUAAGUUGCUUUGAUCAAAUAAGACAAGGUAAAUCGGGCUCUAUAUCAGGUAAUUUUAUGUAGUGGAAUCAAAGUUCAAUUUCAACGAUCCCAGAUUGACCAAAGUUAUUAAUCAAAAAGGCAGUACAAUGUACAUUCAACAAACAAUUGAAAAUGACUUCUGUUGGAGUGAUUGUUUGCAUCAUGUGUGCUUGCUUUGGUAUAGUACUUAUAUUUGGUAACUGUUGUUAGAGUGAUUCUCUGAUAUCCACUUGUGGAUCACUGGAUUUACAACCUUAGUUUGAUAAAUGAUUUUUUUCCCACUUUCUUUGUUUUUAAUGUUGUUGUGCUGAGUUGAAGAUGAUUGCACAAAAUCUCUGUUUAAGGAUAGUUAGGUUUCGGCUGCCAUUGGCUUGGGGUCAAUCAGGGGGCCUCAGAUUAAGCUAUGUUCUUUCUGUGUUUAUUGUGUAGUAUUAUCUUUAGAAGAUUUCGGCAUAGAUGAUCAAAAUGGAUGCUUCUUACAGCCAAACACAUUGAGAGACCGAUUGGGUUUAACCUAUAUUUCCUUUUUCAUAUCUUCUGUAUAGAUUGAAUUUUUUUAUCUGUGUUUCCUUUUCAUGUUCUUUUGUACAGAUUGAAUUUGUUGGCCAAAUAUUUUCCCACUUCAUGUAUUUAUCCUUCUCUUAAAUGUUCAGCCGUAAUUCUUGCUUACAUCAGCUAAUUACGUCCAUAUGUUCCCUCUAUUUCGCUUCAGGAUUGGCCUUUGAUAUCAAAAUUGAUGGAGGAGAAAACUUCGGCUACAGAACAGAAUCAAAAACUUUAUCAUGAACUGGUAAUCAGCAUUUGCUUACUUCUGAUCAUUGUUGUUUUAAUUCUGCCUGGUGCAUAUGGUCCGCUUCAAUUUCUCUGUUGUGACAUUUUUAUGUUGCAUGAUAAGUAACUAAUUUACGGUACAUGGAUUAGAUUCUUUAGAAUGUGAAUGUUCUUACAUGCUAAGUUCAGUGUCUGAUUAUGUUUUCUCUUCAUAAGUAACCAAUGUAAUCUCUGUACAUGGACAAGGUUGUGAUUGUUUUUUGACUGUUUCAUCGACAGAAGAUUCUUCUUCUUCUGGUUUUUUUGAAGUGUUGAAGCAGCAUCAUUGUUUCUCUGUGUUUUAGUUUAUUUUCAUUUUAAUUUUUUUUUUCCUUGGUAUGAUUUCACCGUGAUUCGCUUUCACAUUGUUGUUUUACAUUUGACAGGAGAAGAUGAGAGUGGAAGUUCGCAGAAACCAAGCUGGUCGAGUUUCGUUAUUGGUCGUCUUACUCAUUGGCCUAAUAGGUGUUCUGGUUGGGUUCUUUAAGACAAAAUAACUGUUCCAAGCAGGCAUUAUGCCACUGCACAGCAUAAAGAUGACAUUUUUUCUCUCUUUUUUCCCCCCUUUGUUGUUAGGUUUUUCUUUCGAAUCAUUUUCCUUACCUCACAGGAAUUUUUCCUCUUUAUUCUGGAUAUUGUGUAUAGAAGAACUGGUGCACGGUUGUAUUUUGAUUGAUUAAUUUUGCUUGGCUUUGCAAGCUCCCUUUUUUACGUCUUAAACAUCAUAGUUUUACAGGUUUGUUUCAUUCGAGAUGAUGAACUUUUCAACAUGUCCUUAUUUAAUUGAAUUCAGUGUCGUG